AAUGACAGUUUAGUACUAUAAAGAAACUUUGUUCAAGAAUGUGAGAGUGCUCUAGAAGUAUUCAGGAGCAUGCAGAUGAUGGCUUAGAACAAAUUAAAAAAGUGAAUUGCAAUUUGAUGCGUCUAAAGAAGAGUGAUUGUAUUGAGUAUUUGUUCUGGGGCACCUGUUGACAGGGAUAAAAUACGAAGAAACAACCAAAGUUAUCUUAUGAUGAGGCUUUGCUAUGGCUCGUGACCCCUUGGAAGGCUUCCAUGAAGUAAACCUUGCUUCUCCUACUUCUCCGGACCUUCUUGGUGUGCGUGAACCGGGAACUCAAGAGCAGACUACCUCACCAGGCGUCAUCUACCGGCCGCACCCGUCAGCUUUGUGCUCUGCCCCCAUUCCAGCUAACGCCUUAGAUGUUUCCAACCUUCCUACACAACCUGUGUAUUCAUCCCCCAGACACUUAAAUUGUGCAGAAAUACCUAGUGUCAGCAUCCAUGUGACAGACCCGGCGCCUUGUCCUGCCUCUGGAGUCACAGCUGGGUUAACUAAAUUAACUUCAAGAAAAGACACCUGUAAUGCAGAGAGGGAGUUCUUACAGGGUGCCACUGUAACAGAGGCUUGUGAUGGCAGUGAUGAUAUAUUUGGGUUGAGUACUGACAGUCUGUCUCGUUUACGAAGCCCGUCUGUUUUGGAAGUCAGAGAAAAGGGCUAUGAAAGAUUAAAAGAAGAACUUGCAAAAGCUCAGAGGGAGCUGAAGUUAAAAGAUGAAGAGUGCGAGAGGCUUUCUAAGGUGCGGGACCAGCUGGGGCAGGAGUUGGAGGAGCUCACAGCUAGUCUGUUUGAGGAGGCUCACAAGAUGGUGCGAGAAGCGAACGUCAAGCAGGCGGCCGCGGAGAAGCAGCUGCAGGAGGCGCAGGGGAAGAUUGAUGUACUUCAAGCCGAAGUAGCUGCGUUGAAGACACUUGUGUUGUCUAGUUCUCCAACAUCCCCGACGCAGGAGCCUCUGCCCGGAGGAAAGACAGCGUUUAAGAAGGGGCACGUGAGAAACAAAAGCACCAGCAGUGCCAUGAGCUCCGGCCACCAGGACCUCAGCGUGGUGCAGCCCAUCGUGAAGGACUGCAGAGAGGCUGACUUGUCUCUGUAUAAUGAGUUCAGAUCUUGGAAGGACGAGCCCACAAUGGACAGAACGUGUCCUUUCUUAGACAAAAUCUAUCAGGAGGAUAUCUUUCCGUGUUUAACAUUCUCAAAAAGUGAGUUGGCUUCGGCUGUGCUGGAGGCUGUGGAAAACAACACUCUGAGCAUUGAGCCAGUGGGAUUACAGCCCAUCCGGUUUGUGAAGGCUUCUGCAGUCGAAUGUGGAGGACCAAACAGGACACGCCUUUCCAUCCAGCCCGUGGAGGAGUCAAGACUGAAACCAACAGUACCUAAAACCUUUGGCGUGGCUGUUUGGAGAGUGACUGGGAAAGAUUUUGAGGAAGCUGCUCAGUUGGCUGUUAAGAACCAAAUCAGUGCAGGGGACUGGAAAGCCCAGGAGAGCCCAGGAGGCAGUGAGUGACAGUGAGGGUCGUGUUGAAGACGGAAGAGGAGGGGCUGGUGGAGAUGAACCAGCGGGUCUGUGUGAAAGCCUGCCAGGAGGUGUGUGGUCCUUCUGUUUCCUGUUGUGCACAUCGCGCUCUCAGCAGGCCAACACAGCGCUGGCAUUUGGUGACUGUUUGUGGAGGUGACUUAGUCCUGUGUCUGAGCCACAUGCCCACGCGCCUCGGGUCCUGUUUUACCCUCCCCCAGUGCCACCCCUGUAGCAGGUGGCCUUAAAUUUGGAGAAGGGAUUGACAUUCCUAAAUUCUACUCCUCAACAAACGCCUGAGUAUUUUUAUCCUGAUCAUUAAAUUAGCAGUUUUCGUACUUUGUGUAUGUUAUGUUUUAUUUUAAAUAUAGCAUAUGGCAGUUUCUAUUGUAGGAUUUUAAAUUUGUGCCUGCAUUUACAUAUCACACAUAUUAUACAUGUGCACAUAUCAUUAAAUGAUGACAAAUGAGGAUAUCAGUUAAAAUAGAUUUAGUAUUUAGUCAAAUAAUUAUGCAGAUUAGGUUUAAGGAUAUUGUGCGUGUGGAGUGGGACCAGGAGCCAAGGUGUUUGUGGUGCGUAUUGUGUGCGAAAAUUCAAGGGAGAUAUGGUCCCUGUCAUGAGCAGUGGAGCUUGGCCCUGGCCCAGCUCUCCUGGGCUUGGUGUGAAGUCAGCACUAAAUGAAGGACACCAUGCUGCGGGAAUUUGGCGGACAAGCUCUGUCCAGUGGUGGUGACCAGGGACUGUUCUCGGGCGGAGGGAGGUGUGUCUGCGUUUUUGGAGCGUGGGUAGAGAUUGGAUAGAUGAAGAGCGUGCAUGUGACCGAAGGCUGGAAACAACAGUGUGUUCAGAGGAGGUGAGGAAAGGAGAGAUGGGACAAAUCUUAAGAAGGAAAAGUUAGGAGAUGAUCAGGUUCAGUGGGGAAAUGGUAUAAAUUAGUUCCAGGAGGGGCGUGUACGCAGAACAGCGGCUGCUCUUCCUGGAGCCGUGGUUAAGCUUGUCCUAGACACUCAGGCCCAAAGGGCGGGGCUUUGUCCUUGUUGCCCCUGGCCCAGCCUCUGGAACAGACCCGGGACGUGGCUGGUUCUCAAACACCUGUUUUCUUACUGAAGGAGUAUAUGGUUUGUACAGAAGGUGGGGGCAAAAUGCUUCUCAUUUUAAACAACUAAACUUUAUCAUUAUU
Molecule: messenger RNA, 2729 nt
Organism: Equus quagga
Lineage: Eukaryota; Metazoa; Chordata; Mammalia; Perissodactyla; Equidae
Gene: RAB3IP
Product: RAB3A interacting protein
Exons: 9
Coding region: 224-1540 (438 amino acids)
Biological process (GO): exocytosis
Cellular component (GO): Golgi to plasma membrane transport vesicle
Molecular function (GO): guanyl-nucleotide exchange factor activity
Source: RefSeq, a predicted model, not a curated record